This is a messenger RNA of Aspergillus costaricaensis CBS 115574, 1709 nucleotides long. RefSeq lists its product as uncharacterized. The transcript has a single exon. NCBI's taxonomy places the organism in Eukaryota, Fungi, Ascomycota, Eurotiomycetes, Eurotiales, Aspergillaceae. Bases 67 to 1473 code for a protein of 468 amino acids. The record is from RefSeq and is a predicted model, not a curated record.
CCUCGUUCGGAUUCUCCCUCCUCUCUCCCUUCCUCACCCACCAUCCUCAGCGGUUGUCCGUCGGAGAUGGCAUCCUCACGUUCGUUUUCGGGAUUCAUCUCCCUUCUGCUUCUGUUCCAACUCUCUUCCUUCGUUUAUGCUGCCCCAUGGAUUGUCACUGCAGACUACCAGGAGGUGGUCACCACAGAAAGGCAUUACUAUGCUACGUACACCACCACUCUCAUUGAGCAAAUCACUCCCACCGUCACUUCCAUGCCCGAGGCAGUCUCCACCGCUACCUCCCUCGGCUCCUCGAAUUACUACUACUACUACAACGACGACGAGGACGCCGAAAAGGAUGUGACUAUCAUUCAACAACUUUACCCAACCGGCGUCGGGUCAGUGGUUGAUGAUUACGACUACGAUUAUGGCUAUGGCUAUGACGACGAUGACGUUUACCACAGUACCAAGUUCGUUGUCAACAUGACAUAUUCGGCGCCCACUGGUUGCUCGUCUCGCUGGACCCAGACAACAGCAGUUGAGGUUGUCCCGCCUACAGAGAUCCAGGAUCUGCUCCCACGCACGGCUGUUGCUACAUCGAUCUCGGUCGACUCUGUGAGACCUUUUCAGCCGACGACUUACACUAUCGACAUUGUCUACGUUGAUCCCACGCAGCUCCCCACAAGCUCACUGGAGUCAAUGAGCUUGUACAAUCGGCCUACCUCAUUGUAUACUGCUUCUAGCUGUGCCUACACCGGCAGCAGCGGGAACGGGUACUACAGCGGCAGCUCGUACUACGGCUAUUACGGCUAUGAUGACGGUUACAACUGGUUCACGGACGAUUACUACAUGGGUAUCACGCCGCUGGCACUCACCCUCAUCUUGACACUUGGCUGGAUCGGCCUCUGGUUGAUCUUAGGCUUUAUUGAGGCGUGGAUCCGAUUCCGCCGCCUGAUGAUGGGCUGGCAAACACGUCGCGGUCUCCCUGUCUGCUGGUCACUGACUAUUCUGCCCUUCACCCUGUUACUGCUAUGCUUUUUCCGGAAGGGUUAUCGGGCUCGCUCUGAUGCAGAUGGGGAGGUCCUUCGCAAGCGGUGGAAGGCAAUGGGGUUCUGGACCAAGAUGCGUCUCUUCUUCGUCUGGGGAUUUCGGUACAAGUACCCGCCGGUACUCGGUCCUGCACCCGCCCGGGUCAAGACCAGCAAGCAGCCAGCAAAGAAUCCUGGUCCUCGACUGUUGGAGUCCAGUCCCUCGCCCAGCGUGGCGCCACAAUCGCGGCCGGCAUCAGCCUCUGCAUCCACCAGCGCUGCUGCUGCGGCUGCUACUGCUACUGCUACUGCUGCUCCGGCUUCUACUCCGGUUGAUCCCGAAAUGGCGAUGGUUUCUUCCCCCCAAGUCACACACCCACAAGAAACCACUGUGCCGCCAACAACGACUACUACCCCCGAAGCGCCACCUCGUCGCCAGGAUGAUGAGAUUGGUCGGGCGAACUAAUCCCUCAAGUCGUGUUCAAUAUGCUCAUGGUCCUAGUCUGAUACCCUGAAAGCCACUCUUUCUUAUACUAUCAUCCAUCAUGUCACAGAGAAACCCUCAUGCUAUGUCCAACGAUUAAAUGUAUUCCUUAAUAAGCUAAUGUAUUUACUGGGCCCUACCGUUUCGCCCAGCUGACGGUGUCCGGAGUAACACCACUCAAAAUAUGUAUCUAAUAUGAAUAUCUAUAUACCAUAAAU